UUUUAUAAACAAACAUGGACGUGGUUAGACGUCGCUAAGGUUUCUAAAAGGAUUAUAUGUUUUAAAAAAUACUACUGCUUUUAAUAAUACAGUUGUUUUUGUCAUGAUAUGACGAUGGAAUGCAGUAGUUAGGUACAUGGAAGGCGGAAAUGAUGGCAAGCUAAGCUGGUUGAUGGGCAGGUGCGGCACGCGGCCUGUCGGAUGAAAGUUGCCAUCAGCUGGAACUAUGCAGCAGAAUCGGAACAUCCGGAUCAUAGAAUGGGAAGACCUGGACAAGAGGAAGUUCUACUCCCUGGGCGUGUUCAUGACUCUAACCACACGUGCCACCGUCUACCCCUUCACCCUGAUCCGAACCCGGCUGCAGGUCCAGAAGGGGAAGUCGCUUUACAACGGCACUUUUGAUGCCUUCUGUAAAAUCCUUAAAGCUGAAGGCGUGCGGGGACUGUACCGGGGCUUCAUGGUCAACACCUUCACACUGAUCUCAGGUCAAGCCUACAUCACCACCUAUGAGCUGGUUAGGAAGUACGUCUCUCAGUAUUCCUCCAAUAACACUGUCAAGUCUCUGGUGGCCGGUGGCUCUGCCUCGCUGGUGGCCCAGAGCAUCACCGUGCCCAUCGACGUUGUCUCCCAGCAGCUCAUGAUGCAAGGCCAGGGGGAACAUCUCACACGCUUUAAGGUCAAGCCCAAGAUGGCCGUCGCCACGUCUAAGCACAGAGUGACUUUUGGGCAGACCCGAGACAUUACAGUGCAGAUUUUUGCUGCAGACGGUUUUCGGGGUUUUUACCGUGGCUAUGUGGCGUCUCUUCUCACCUACAUCCCUAACAGCGCAGUGUGGUGGCCUUUUUAUCACUUUUAUGCAGAGCAGCUGUCCCGACUGGCCCCAUCCAACUGCCCUCACCUCCUCCUGCAGGCUGUGGCCGGGCCCAUGGCUGCUGCCACCGCCUCCACCCUCACCAACCCCAUGGAUGUAGUGAGAGCCAGAGUGCAGGUGGAAGGCCGUUCGUCAGUGAUGGAAACCUUUAAGCAGCUCAUGGCUGAGGAGGGCAUGUGGGGCCUGACUAAGGGUCUCUCCGCUCGCAUCAUCUCCUCCAUGCCUACCUCCAUCCUCAUCGUCAUCGGCUAUGAGACGCUGAAGAGGCUCAGUCUGCGGCCUGAGCUUGUCCAUACCAGACACUGGUGAAAAGCAGGGUACAGUCCAGGACACGGACACACACACACACACACACACACACAAGGUCGACCCUCCCUGUGUGGGCUUUCCUGCCUUUUAACGUUGCCUUUUUGAUAUUUUAACAGUUGAUCGAUCGGGCUGUGUGAGUUACAAUACAGUACAAGCGGGAUUUUGGGAAGGGGACCAGAAACGCAGUUUCAGGAAAGUGUUAAAUGAGCUAUGAUGAAUGUUCAUAUUUGAUGUUUGAUGCCAAAACGUCAUGAAACGAACGCAAAUCAAAUCACGGCACAUGUACAGAAGGAGAGUUCUGUAAUAUUACAGGCUGAUUCAGGCCUAAUCUUUGUGUAAAGCAUACACAUCUAACAGUUUUAUAAAGGCCUAGAUUAAAUUUCCAGCCUCUGCUAGACACUGGGUUGUAGAAUGAAGAGUAAAGUUACAAUGAAUGCAACUGAUGGCUGCUUAUCAGAUCUGACUCGUAUUUCAGAAUGCAAAUAACCCAUGGGCUAAUGCCGAGCAGGACACAUCCCUCAGAUGCUGCUCAGAGAUAUGAGCACUAAUGAUGUUACUUGAUAAAAACACAAAGCCUGGACAGAUUACAUCUACAAGCUGACCUCUGAAUACAGUGAACUGCUUUUCUUUUUAAAAAAACGUCAGAGAAGGUCGACGGUGAUAUUUUCUACAGUAUUUCCACUGCAAGCGUGUUGUUUCUUUAUCCUUAUCUUUAUGUGCGUACAGUUUCAUAGUAAAUUAUGGAGGUAUUCUUUUGGAUCGUAAGAUUUUUAGUGAAGUGUAAUUCCUGAGAUAUAUGUGACUUUUUAAAACACUCUAGCCGUCAUCUGAAUCAGAUGGCUGGCACUGCAGUUGAGACGUGACUCAAACAGUUAUGAUGAACACAGAGAAUGUAUGUAUACUCAUGACUAUGUGGUGAAACAGUUAACGUGGUCUUUUUCACUCCUUUUUGUGUUGUCUGCUCACAAUGACCUUUUUUUUCCCCCCACACACACCUUGUAUUGUAGGAUAAAAGAUGUUGUGGGUGUGGCCAAAGUUUUAGACUUGUUUUGUAAACGUGACUUAUCCUUCUGUAGGACAGAUGAAGUGAUUCCUUGUAUAAUGCCAAGUGUAUAAACCUGUGUGUGUGAGAUUAAAGUAACAAUGGCUUAUUCUCACAAACGUCUUGUUGUAGAAAUAUCGCAGUGUCUACAGUGUGAGUUGAGGUCACUGAUUUAUUCCGAGCUCAUUCGAUUGGUACUGUUCACGUUUAACACGCACAUCUGUUCAUACAGCAGUUCUCCUUGCACAGAAGGACGAGCUGAGUCGACCUGCACGUGACAGACGUAUAAAAUAUAAAGCAGUUACAGUCAAACAGGAUAUUUAUAUACAUGCACAAGCCCUCUCAGAGGCUUCAGUUAUGCACUGGAUGGCAUGUGUGUUAAAGCUCAGCAGAGGGCGUGAUAGACAACAUCUCACUAUUGUGUUACUGAGUUACGGAGACAAAUUAACACUAAACACCAUAAAGAGUCGAUUUCUAAAAACAGAAGUAUUUAUAAAAAAUUUAUUGUUUUGACAAGACUAGAACAUUUAAGGAGACAACGAUUCAAAAAUGAAAAUCAAACCUCAUGGCCAUGUUAUUACCUGCGCAUGUGUUUGAUGAUUACAGAAGCAGGUUAAAGGCUUUAUUUAACGUCAAACAACAAAACAGAAGUUGAUUCGAACUUGCAGGAGGAAAGUGUGUAUCAGCAGGGACUGUAUGAAUCUCUGUGGACAAAGAGUGCGGUUCGAGUAAAUGUUCUGGCAUGUUGUACGCUCCUGGGCAAAGAAAAAUAGGCCAAGCUCAAAAUAACAAAAUAUUAAGCUUUUAAUGGUAUUAACAACAAAUCAUUGGUCAGGAAAUUAUCAGGAAUUAAACAAAUAGAUAAAGGAAGUUAGUAUAGAGAGUUUUUCCCUUUGAUUUCUUUAAAUGUUUAAGCCUUGUGGCCCUUUGAUGAGCUGCAUCAGGUGCAGCAGAGAACCAAAUAAUGAGUAAUCUUUUAAGAAAAAAACAUCCCAGAAGAUAUUUUUGGGAAAUGUUGUACAUCUAGACAUGUGUUAGUAUAAAUUUUACAUCAAACAUUUAGUCAUUAUCAUGAUUUUACCUUUGUGUACAAGGCUAUAGAAGUUAUAAUUCAGGUCACUGCAGCAAAAGGAAACCAGCAAAUGGAGGCACAGGAGCUCUGAGGAGUGCAUCUGUUUCAUUCCUUAUCAUUUUCUGACCAGUGAUUUGUUGUUAAGACCAUUAAAAAGCUUCAUAAUUGCCAUUUUUGGCUUGGCCCAUUUCUUUUGCCCAGGAGUAUAUUUCAGAUGUACUCGUUUCCUGUCAGGUGUAAGAACGGUGAAACAUGCUUCACAUGGGACAGUCGUAAAUGUGGAUGGCUCUGUCAUCUCCAGCUGAAACGAUCUUCGAGCCAGUGCUGUUGUACUUCACGCUCCAUACCUACAAACACAUUUAAGAGUUUCAGUUUUCUGCCAAAAAAACCUGCUUAACUUAAAACCAUUGAAUAAAUGAAGGUGUGCGUUGCUGCCAACCCACACUUUACCAGAUCACACGCAGAGAAACUGUCAGAGAAACAAGCGCAAACCUUGAGCACUGGUCCUGAACAGGGACGAUUCGAACUCCAGCUAUAAGGUUUCUUUCUUUCUUUUUAAAUACACAAAAUACACCCCUGUCACACUGUCCCGUGAUUAUUUUGAAAAUCUCACAUGGAUACUGUUUAUUUCUACCCACAAACUGCUGCUGUAAUCACAAAGACUGUCCUGUGUUCAUCCCAGGACUCUUACUGAACAUCCUUUCAACACAUUUAGUACUGUUUAACUGUACACAGUAAUGAUUUAUAAUCCCACUAUCCGCUGUCACCCACAAGACGAUGGGAUCUGGUUUCCUUCCAGGUUCAUCUCAGGGAGGUUUUUUGUUCCACAAGAAAUCUAAAUCUGCAUCCUGAUUUCUGUAAAGCUGCUCUGUUACAGUGUCUAAUGUUAUAAGCGCUAUACAAAUAAAACAAUUGCGUUUUCACGCGCAACAAACUGAA
Messenger RNA from Pangasianodon hypophthalmus (striped catfish), 4233 nucleotides. It is a transcript of the gene slc25a44a, whose product is annotated as solute carrier family 25 member 44a. The record is from RefSeq and is a predicted model, not a curated record. The coding region runs from base 227 to 1180 and encodes 317 amino acids. Gene Ontology annotation, cellular component: mitochondrion. Gene Ontology annotation, molecular function: branched-chain amino acid transmembrane transporter activity. Gene Ontology annotation, biological process: transmembrane transport; branched-chain amino acid catabolic process. The transcript has 4 exons. Lineage: Eukaryota; Metazoa; Chordata; Actinopteri; Siluriformes; Pangasiidae.